GGGAAGUGCCGCGCGAGCGGCCUGAGCACUGAGUCGCCCCCGGCACCGCGCCCGGCAGCUAGGCGAGCAGAGGCGCGCGGCGGCCGAGCGGCAGCAGGGAGCUGGUUUAUAGCUCGCCGCUGGUGGGGAGACACAGAGCUUCAGUGGGCAGCAAGCGGCUGGAUCCAACACGCCCUCCCUUCCCCACGCCUGCAGCAAGGCCUACUCUGUCCUUGGAACAGCUUCUGUCAGGCGGUCAGCGUCUUCUUCAAAGAGCUCAUACGAGAGUUUGGGAUAGGCUACAGUGACACAGCCUGGAUCUCCUCCAUCCUGUUGGCCAUGCUGUACGGGACAGGCCCGCUCUGCAGUGUGUGUGUGAAUCGCUUUGGCUGCCGGCCCGUCAUGUUCACAGGUGGCCUCUUGGCGUCCCUGGGCAUGGUGUCUGCAUCCUUCUGUGGAAGCAUCAUCCAGCUCUACCUCACCACUGGGGUCAUUACCGGCUUGGGUUUGGCGCUCAACUUCCAGCCCUCACUCAUCAUGCUCAACCGCUACUUCAACAAGCGGCGCCCCAUGGCCAACGGGUUGGCGGCAGCGGGCAGCCCGGUGUUCCUGUGCGCCCUGUCCCCGCUGGGGCAGGUGCUGCAGGACCACUAUGGCUGGCGGGGCGGCUUCCUCAUCCUGGGUGGCCUGCUGCUCAACUGCUGCGUCUGUGCUGCACUCAUGCGGCCCCUGGAGGCGCCCCGGCUGGGUUCAGGUUCGGGGCCUGGGCCCCAGCGGCCGUCCCGGCGGCUGCUGGACCUGAGCGUCUUCAGGGACCGCGGCUUUGUCAUCUAUGCCCUGGCCGCCUCCAUCAUGGUGCUGGGGCUCUUCGUGCCGCCCGUGUUCGUGGUGAGCUACGCCAAGGACCUGGGUGUGCCCGACACCCAGGCGGCCUUCCUGCUCACCAUCCUGGGCUUCAUCGACAUCUUCGCAAGGCCCACCGCCGGCUUCAUCACAGGGCUCAAGAAGGUGCGGCCCUACUCUGUCUACCUCUUCAGCUUCGCCAUGUUCUUCAACGGCUUCACCGACCUCACGGGAUCCACAGCCAGCGACUAUGGUGGCCUGGUGGUCUUCUGCAUCUUCUUCGGCAUCUCCUACGGCAUGGUGGGGGCCCUGCAGUUCGAGGUACUCAUGGCCAUCGUGGGCACCCAGAAGUUCUCCAGUGCCAUUGGCCUCGUGCUGCUGCUGGAGGCCAUAGCUGUGCUCAUUGGGCCCCCGUCGGGAGGCAAGCUGCUGGAUGCGACGCACGUGUACCAGUAUGUGUUUGUCCUGGCGGGGGCUGAGGUGCUGGCCUCCUCCCUCGUGCUGGUGCUGGGCAACUUCUUCUGCAUUGGGAAGAGGCCCGAGGCGGCCACGGAGGAGGAGCAUCACAAGCCCCCCGAGGACGUGAGGGUGGACUCCCGGGAGGUGGAGCACUUCCUGAAGACAGAGCCUGAGAAGAACGGGGAGCUCGUUCACACCCCAGAAACGAGCGUCUGAGCCAGGGGAGGCCAGCAGGGGUGGCAGGGAACUGGACAGAAACCAUCAACGCUCGUAUUUAUUUCACAAACAGGACUAGCUUGGGCGGGGCCGUUGGCUCCACGCCGGCCGCCCGGGCAGCGGAUCAUCACCCGAUCAGUGUUUUUCAGGGGGGGUGGCAGGGUGGGAACGUGUCAUUCCAAGGUGGAUCUGUGGUGAAGCCAAGCCGUGAGGUUAUGAGCCGUCUGCACCAGGGACCCCACGUGCUGACCCCAGGGAGCCCGGUGCCCACCGCUGGGCUCAAGGACCCAGAGACCCAAGCUUUGGAGACAACACGAUUUUAAUCAGGGGGUGGGGCCGGGGACAGCUGCGGAGCGGGCACUGCCACGACAGGCCUCCCUGCCUGCCCGUGAGCGCCCCAUCCUGCUGGGUCUCCCCAUGCGCCCCAGCCCACCCGUCUUUGAGCAUCCAGUGGACAAAGCUCCCUCCUUCACCUCUGAACGUUUGAGAUAAACCUGCAUGUGAGAGGUGCCUUCUCAGAAGGAAUAUCUUCCAGGAGCUGCAGGAGUUUUGCUCUACGUAGGGGCAGUAGUCUAACUGUUCACCCCAAAUCUCACUUUCUCAACAAAGAGCCUGGUUAUUUUUACAAAGUGGUUCUGGUCCUUGUCAGCCAUGUCGGCCUUCUAAGCACUGCUGGUUCUGGACCCUGCCCUGAUGGACCCCAAACGGCUCGGAGUGUUCACACAGCACCCUGGUGGCUGGCAGGGAAGGGGCCACGCUGCAGGGGUGUGUCCACUGAAGCUGAGAUAUACGUGUGGUUUCUGUUCACUGGUGUGUGUUUAAAGAAAAUGAUCUGC
Physeter macrocephalus (sperm whale) is the source of this 2333-nucleotide messenger RNA. It is a transcript of the gene SLC16A3, whose product is annotated as solute carrier family 16 member 3. Lineage: Eukaryota; Metazoa; Chordata; Mammalia; Artiodactyla; Physeteridae. The record is from RefSeq and is a predicted model, not a curated record. The transcript has 6 exons. Gene Ontology annotation, cellular component: plasma membrane. Gene Ontology annotation, biological process: transmembrane transport; monocarboxylic acid transport. Gene Ontology annotation, molecular function: monocarboxylic acid transmembrane transporter activity. The annotation marks the transcript as partial.